This is a messenger RNA of Aureobasidium melanogenum CBS 110374, 855 nucleotides long. RefSeq lists its product as uncharacterized. The record is from RefSeq and is a predicted model, not a curated record. The annotation marks the transcript as partial. The transcript has a single exon. Lineage: Eukaryota; Fungi; Ascomycota; Dothideomycetes; Dothideales; Saccotheciaceae.
CGACGGCCAAUACAUCUGAUCCUGGACUGGGAUGGCACCCUGACUCGCAAGGAUACAUUGUCCUUAGUCGGCAGUAUAGCAUAUCAUGCCAAUUCCUCUAGAUCUCUACCACCAUGGUCAGACUUUGUGAAUGGAUACAUGAACGACUACACCGAACACACAUCCCGCUACGAACCUUCCUCAUCUGCUAGAACCACAUUCGAUCAAGAACGACAAUGGUUGGCCAGCCUGACCCCCAUCGAAAACAAAAGCGUGCAACGCGUCGAAUCCAGUCGCAUAUUCAAAGGUGUCAAAGCUAGCCAUGUCGACCAAGUUGCUGCUUCAUCCAUUGAAAAUAGUGACUUGCAGCUCCGCAACGACUGGUAUUCGUUAUUCCAGACUUUGCUUGACAACCCAACCAAUAAGAUCAGCAUCCUAAGUGUGAACUGGAGCGAAAGGUUUAUCCGCCAAUCUCUUCUCGCCGCAUCUUCAAAACUCACAUCUCCGGCGAGCGAGGCAUUGCACUCCUAUGUCACUAACAUGGACAUCAAAGCAAAUGAGAUCUCCGACCUCGAAUCUACAGAAGGAAGUGACGGUAGACUGUCCAAAGACUCGAGCGCCGGUAUACGUACUUCCGCAGACAAAUUAUCGCAUCUUCCCCUUCGAUGCCAGCGACAUGUUGAGAUGUGUGCACCGAAGAGAGGACUGGAGGAGCAGCAGGAUGAUCUUGUGGUCUACAUCGGAGAUUCCGUCACCGAUCUCGAAGCUUUACUUGCUGCAGACGUGGGCAUUUGCAUCAGGGAUGAUCCGAUGGGAAGCAGUCAGCGGGAAUUGGCUGAGACGCUUCACAGGAUCGGUGUGGACGUUAGGUGCAUC